CAGUCCUCAGCCUGGGGAACUUCCAAAUGCCAUGGAUGUGACCAUAAGAUUUAAAAUAAACCAAAACAAAGAAAAGAAAAAAGCCUCAAUUUAAAUAAAAUGGUUUGAGCAUGAAAUGUCACACAAACACCAUGCCACGUCCUGGAGAGGUUUGUAGGUGCGAGGGGACUGUGGACGGGACUUAGAUAAUCUCUCUGAGCCUCUCCAAAGCCAUAGAAGGAAGCCGGGAAGAGUCACCUCUCCCCUGUCACAAACGAAGCUGGGGCUUUUUGUGUCCUCAAAGAAAGCGUGAGGACCAACUACCAGACACUCUUGGGAGGAGAGGGCACCAGGUGUGGGUUCAGGGGGUGGGUGCAGGCCUGACAGUGGCCUCAGGACCUUCCAGCUGGCGGCUCCCACACCCACAGGGCCACCUGGUUGCCCUGUGUGAACGAUGCCCCCAUUCAUACGUGUGGUAGGUUCAUACCUAACUAGGAAAGUAAGUGCCUUGUGUGGAUACAGUGGGGACUGAAAAAAAAUUUUUUUUCAUUUUUAAAAACAUUUUGUUAUGAAAAUUGUCAGAGGUCCUCGAGAAGAGAGAAUAAUAGAGCCAGUUCCCAUAUACUCACAACCACGGAUGCAGCAUUUAUCAAGAUUUUAUCACAUUUCUUUACCCUUCCCUCUUUUGGGGACAAAAAUAUUUCAUAACAAAUCCCAGCUAUGAUAGCAUUUCAUCCCUAACAUAAGUGGGCAUUUGAUAAACACAAUGCCACUAUCCCACCUAACAGAAUUAUUACCCCAUGGACAAAAUUUUGAUAUGUGUUCUUCUUUACAAAGCUCCUGCGACUAGAUAACCUUGCAAUAUAAGAAUCAGUAUGUCUGUAUUCAUUUCCCUGAGAGCUUAAGAGAGGGGGUCCUUCCUUUCAACUCUGCACAGAGGUAUUUAGAGACCUGGGCGGGUAUAAACAACUUGCACUGGUGGUUCUACAGACUGUAAUCUCAGGUAUUGAGCUGUGCCGCGUGCUCCCAGGGCAUUUCACAGUAUCAUCAAUGAUUGAUCAUCGUAACUUACAGGAAUUUUUUUAAAACAGUAUUUUAAUUGGAGAAAGCAUCUGUCAGCUGUCAGGCUUCCAGCUUCCACUUUUGAGAAGCAGGAUGUUGAAUGUGAGUAAUGACACAACAGGCCUAUAAAAUGCGGACUAACCCUCGGAUGACUCAUCCAGUGCGAUGCAGUAUAUUUGUCAAGGAGACUGAAUCAUAUAUGGGGGAAACCACUUCUCAAGCAGCCAGCUGGUUCUCAGAUCCGCAAGAGCCGAUCCAUUUUUAUCGGAAGCUCUAUAGUAGCAAUAAUGCGAAUACCCAGCACUUGGGCUCCACAAUGUAGAGGAAAUGGCAUCGCCCGCCAGUGACAGCUAUAUUGUGCGUGUCAAGGCUGUGGUUAUGACCAGAGAUGACUCCAGCGGGGGAUGGUUCCCACAGGAAGGAGGCGGGAUCAGUCGCGUGGGGGUCUGUAAGGUCAUGCACCCCGAAGGCAAUGGACGAAGCGGCUUUCUCAUCCAUGGUGAACGGCAGAAAGACAAACUGGUGGUGUUGGAGUGCUAUGUGAGAAAGGACUUGGUCUACACCAAAGCCAACCCAACUUUUCAUCACUGGAAGGUCGACAAUAGGAAGUUUGGACUUACUUUCCAAAGCCCUGCUGAUGCUCGAGCCUUUGACAGGGGAGUAAGGAAAGCAAUUGAAGACCUUAUAGAAGGCUCAACAACAUCAUCUUCCACCAUCCACAACGAGGCUGAGCUUGGUGAUGAUGACGUUUUUACAACAGCUACAGACAGUUCUUCAAAUUCGUCUCAGAAGAGGGAACAACCUACGCGGACGAUCUCCUCCCCCACAUCCUGUGAGCACCGGAGGAUUUAUACCCUGGGCCACCUCCACGACCCUUACCCCACGGACCACUAUCACCUCGAACAGCCGAUGCCAAGGCCCUACCGCCAGGUGAGCUUCCCGGAUGACGACGAGGAGAUCGUGCGCAUCAACCCCAGGGAGAAGAUCUGGAUGACGGGCUACGAGGAUUACCGGCACGCGCCCGUGAGGGGCAAAUACCUGGACCCCUCGGAGGACGCGGACUCCUACGUGCGCUUUGCCAAGGGCGAGGUCCCCAAGCAUGACUACAACUACCCCUACGUGGACUCCUCAGACUUUGGCCUCGGCGAGGACCCCAAAGGGCGCGGGGGCAACGUGAUCAAGACCCAGCCCUCCCGGGGCAAGUCCCGGCGGCGGAAGGAGGACGGGGAGCGCUCCCGGUGCGAGUAUUGUCGGGACAUGUUCAACCACGAGGAGAACCGGAGGGGCCACUGUCAGGACGCACCCGACUCCGUGAGAACUUGCAUCCGCCGGGUGAGCUGUAUGUGGUGUGCGGACAGCAUGCUCUAUCACUGUAUGUCGGACCCCGAGGGAGACUAUACAGACCCGUGCUCGUGCGAUACUAGCGACGAGAAGUUUUGCCUCCGGUGGAUGGCUCUUAUUGCCUUGUCUUUCUUGGCCCCUUGUAUGUGCUGUUACCUGCCCCUGCGAGCCUGCUACCACUGCGGAGUGAUGUGCAGGUGCUGCGGAGGGAAGCACAAAGCGGCCGUGUGACGCGGUUUCCCUCCCUCCCCUUCCUCCAGCCACAGCCCCACGGGGACUUGUCUUCUUCAUCCUCUCAUCUCUCCCCGGCUCCCCGGUACCGGAGGCACCCUUCCAGCCUGGGGCCCCUGCCUGGUGGACGCUGCACCCCCGCCACCCUCUCUGCCCCGGCUCCACCCACGCACGCACACACAGUGUUCCAAGGAAGGGACCCUCCGCCUGGACGCUCGUGUAUUACUAACAGUCUGUAUAUUCAAGCUGACUGUCUCAUACAGGUGUCGAUUUCUCAUCCUUUCUCCCCACCUCUUCCAGUUCAAAGGCGCCUACAGUGGGAACUGCUGAUUUGGGGUGGGUUUUGUCGGUGGUUUUUUUUUCCCCCCCGAGAGCUCCGAAGACCAUCUUUGUCCUGGUUCAGCCUCCCUCUUGCGAACGCUUCCUCGGGUUCCUGUGGAAAUGGGAUGUCGGAAUGAUGAAAAGCCUCCCAGACGUCUUUUAACCUGCAGUCAGUUAUUCUGUAUAGAAGGUGAGCUAGUUUAACUUCUCCCGAGAUCGCUUUAACUUUUCUGAAGCCGAAUUUCCCAUGUGAGCUGCAUUUUCUCUCUUGAGCCCAUCAUCUCCCAUUUCCCCCCUCACUUCUCCCAAAAGCUGUCAUUCACUGAUACAAAACAUUUAAUCGUGAAAUGACUGAGAAUUGAGCCUUAACUUCAGAUUAACUUGGGAGAAUCAGGAAAAUUCUCUUAACUGCAUCACAUCCUCUCAGACCAGGGCUAGAAAGGGGAUUUCAGGUUUCUCUGAGCCUCCCCACUUACCCCUAAAGUAGAACUUUUUAAAAUUAUGUCACCACCACUUGUAAAAAUUUAGCAAUAUUCGAAGAAAAUGCUCAUGAAGUAAGAAAUUCUGCUCAUGGUUUUGCAAAGCAAAUAGUCUCUUCAGGCACAAACCAGUGUCCUCCAAUCACGGUCCAGUUGAGAAUCACUAAGGUUGUGAUAAAUAAAACUAUAGGAACUCCCCCCCCCCCAGUGGCUAUUUUCUAUUAACUGGGGGAAAUUUUAAAUACCAUCAAUUUGAAGAGUGGUGGGUUGCAUUUUGUUCAUGGGUUUGUGUUUGUGUUUUCAUUUUGGACUCAAUUUCUCAUCACCAGAUUCUUCAUUUAUACUUGGGGAAAACAAGGCCAUAUGUAAAAACCCUUCCGCUGCCUAACUGUCUUUCUCCUGCAACUCCAAACCCAGACCUGCCACUUGGGGUGCACAGAUGGUUAGGUCAGCAGGCUGGGUCUACCCCUUUCGCCUUGCCACGUAGGAGGCUUCUGAUUAUUAGCUGGAAAAGAGUAUUUUUUUAAUAUAUUGCAAGGAGUAGCCAAAUCUUACCGCAGAAAGUAGAAUGGAGAGUGGUUACCUGUACCUGCCAUAGUACAAUCAGGAUGUCGUGGAGACCACAGAGGACAGGCCUGUCAGCACUGGCUGUCCUUCCCACCAGGAUCUUCCUGUGGUCAUUGCCAGCCGAGGGCCUGGCCUCAUCCCACCCUCCCCACUUCCCGCAUCCCUCCUCUGUGGCCCACAGGACAUCAGUCUCCAAGAAAAGGGACUUUUCUCCAGUCUGCCAAUCGUAUUGGGAAAGUGCUAGCCACGCUUACCUUCAUGGGAAUGUUUUCAGCUCUCCUGAGAGCCCAUCGCCUUUCUUUCUCUGAUCAUCGAUGUAAAUACCCAGUGUGCUUCUGAGCUCUUUGGUAGACAUUUUCGUUAGAUGGAGCGACUGGUUGCGCCUUCCAGUUUGGGAAAGGAGCUAUUAAUCUGAUGAUGCAAGAAAAGAGCCGCUUCCCAGCCUGGAGAACAUCUAGAAGGGCUUCAGCCAGCCUCCCACCGCCAAGAGACCGUCUUUCCCCCCUGUCCUGAGGCAUUUCCUCAGGGUCUUUCUCAAGGUCUCCUCUCUACAAAGCACAACACUAAUGUAUGUUUGGUUAGACCUCAGUUCAAGUGCCCCUAUUUAUUUAGUAAGAAUACACACAUCCUGGCUGCUUUUUGUUGGUCAUCUCUGUCGAGUCAUCAUCUGUUUCUGUCUUCCUUUACCCCUUGUCCUUUUCUACCCCUCUGAAGAGGUAACGCUCGUGAAUCUUACUCCACGUAUUCUUUUUGGUUUGUGAAGAAGGUAGCGGUUGAGGGCACAAGGACAGCCAUGGGGACAUUUGUGUAAAUACGUCUCUCUCUAAUUGCCACACUGCAGCUGAACAUCAGCUUUGCCAUACUGACGUCAAUCAUCCAAGAGAAAUUAUUUCAGAUUUUAUUUUUGUAUCUGUGGUAACAAAGCAGUAACAAAAGAUUUUCUGUUUGGAAGCCCCUCCCCACCGCUGACCACCUCCCACCCCCCACCCACCAAGCUGUUUUGCUCACAUUAACAGAUUAAAGUGCCUGAAGCAUAAUUCCUUCUUUACCUGUGUACUAAAAGCCCCGUUGUAUUGAUUUUUUUAUAAUAAGCCUUUUUACCUCUGUGUAAAAAAUAUAUAUACAAGUGUAUGAUGUACAUUUUAGUUCUUAACCUUUUUUUAUGGUUUCUAAUAUGUAUGACCAAUGUAGCCAUUGCUUUACAAUGUACCAUGUAAAUAUAAAUACAUCCUAUCAGAUC
This is a messenger RNA of Sus scrofa (pig), 5220 nucleotides long. It is a transcript of the gene SPRED2, whose product is annotated as sprouty related EVH1 domain containing 2. The record is from RefSeq and is a predicted model, not a curated record. Gene Ontology annotation, biological process: negative regulation of Ras protein signal transduction; animal organ development; negative regulation of MAP kinase activity. Gene Ontology annotation, molecular function: protein kinase binding. Lineage: Eukaryota; Metazoa; Chordata; Mammalia; Artiodactyla; Suidae. Gene Ontology annotation, cellular component: membrane; cytosol.